AGGCUUGUGGGUGCUGCCAUGACGCCCCAGCUGCUGGCUCUGCUCUGCACUGUUGACUCAGAUGGUUAUGCUGCUGCAUUCAGAGAGAAAUUUGGGAACUCAUCAUUUCUGGAACUUACCACGGUUGUGUGCUGGCCAAGGAAGCAGGGGGACUGACGAGUCCCUUCCCAAGCCCUCCCUCAGGGCCUGGCCCAGCUCGGUGAUGCCUCGCUGGAGUAACGUGACGCUGCAAUGCCAGACUUCUACAAAGAACGUCAACUUCGUUCUCAGAAAGGGAAAAGUUCCUUUGGAGUCUGUGCAAUCAUGGAUUUCCACAGAUGGGCCGGCUGAAUUUCACCUCACUGACCUACAAUUCCGCAAUGCUGGAGAGUACACCUGUGACUACUACAGACGGGGGGCCCCGAGCACACGUUCACAGCCCAGUGACGUCCUCCUACUACUGGUGACAGGAAAUUUUCCUAAACCCUCCCUGCAAGCCCACCAAAGGGGUGAGGUGACCGCAGGAGACACCGUGACCCUGAGGUGCCAGACGGCAGCCAAUGUUUACGAGACUAUAAUGUUUGCUCUACUGAAGGUGGGAGCAGCAGGGCCCGUUCAGCUCCAGGGUCCAGUAGAGAAGGAGACAGACUUCUCCCUCCAGAAUGUGACAGCUGGUGACACCGGGAACUACAGCUGUGUGUACUUCCAGACCAGCGCUCCUUUCUGGGCCUCCAAGCCCAGCAAUCAUCUUGAGAUCCGGGUGACAGGUGAGGUCUGUACUGCCCACAUGCCCCUGGCUGCCCAGGAAGGAUGAGCACUGGCGGGGAGCCCUGUGGAUUCUGAGUCCCACGGAACCUGCACUCUUCGCUCUAUGAAGAACCACUCGCGGACGAGACUCACCUUCCCUCCUGCUGCAGCUUCGCCUGGGGCUGAGGACAGGCUGGAGCCUAAAGAUGCACCUCAUAAACUUGGAGGACCUGAAAAAAUGCUUAAAGCUUCAGAGUCAGGCUGGGUAACCUGUGUCGUCACUUCUGUAGGAACUGUCAUUCCACUGAGAAGUGGGGAAAACACUGCUUCCCACGUAUCCAUUACUGACUCCUCUCCAUUCUCUAUUUCGUGCUUUUGGACCAAUGAGUCGGGUAUUUAAACUUCCGUACUCAUCGCACGUGUCUUUCGACUUUGAUUUCCCAGAGUCCCAACAUUCCACCUCAUUUGGGAGACUUCCUCUCAGUUUCGUGGCACCGAGCUGCCCCCAAGGUGCGCCCACAUGUCUCAUUUCCUGGUGCAGCUGUAAAAUGUUCCAUAGUAUUUUCAUGUUCAAGAUCUGUUGUUUGUCAAUAAUCUUGUUUUCACAAAUAACCCUUCUUAUUUUAGAGCUGGUAUCGCCUCCCUUACAACCCGAGAGAGACGCUCAUAAAAACGCAGCUCUGAUCAGAGUAGAAACGGCUCUUGUGGAUGUAAUUCUUCAGUUCGUCUUCUUCCUUUCGUUACGCCGGCUUUCCGCAGAUCGUGGCUGAGCCUCCUUCGGGGUGCUGGAGGCAGGCAGGAGCUCCUCCCGGGCUGUGCAUCUCGUGGCAGGCUUUCUCAGAGUGGACACUCAGGGAGGUUCAGGCAGCUAUUCAGUAUUUCUCCCCCUUCCACCCAACGAGUAGUAAAACUCAGGGUUCCUCCCGGGUUCCUCCUUGCAUUGCUAUGGGCCACGAGUGGUCGAAAUGGACAGAACUCUGGCUUUACAGCCGGCACAGGCCGGCACACCGGAUGCCAGCUGCUCGGUCUAUAGCCGCGUCUUGCCGCAGUCUCCGGACACCGUGGCCACUCAUGGUUCGUGAUGUGCCCAUUCCCUCACGUGUGACUGCCCACGGCUCCUUCGGACUGUGUCUCCUCUUCCGUCAGAUCCUACUUUUACUUUGAAAUCGUUCAAUUUCCAGGAAGUUGCAAACUCAAUGCAGAUACUGGCACCCUGGACCCAGUUUCUCCGAUGGCGCCGUUGUAUGUCCACCACAAUAUGAAAACCAAAGAGUUGACCCUAGGACAGCGUGUAGGGUUCUAGGUCAUUCUAUCAUGUUUAGAUUCGUCUGGCCACCGGCAUAAUCAACAUACGGGCACAGUCUCUCACCAUGACGAUGUCCCUCACGGUGUGGCUUACUAUCACACCCAACCUCUCCCCCCAACACCACUGUGACCACGGGCUUGUUCCCUACCUUUAAAAUUUUGUCAUUUUCAGAAUGUUCUACAUCCUACUACCUGGUUUUCAUUUCCUCAAUGUGGGCGUGACACAAAAACAUGUGGGUUACAUAAGAGGAAGGGAGGGAAAAGCUGGAGGAAAGAGGUCACCGCCCACACCAAGCUUCCCUCCACCCGGUGACCGCAAAGCUGAAGAGGGGUCCUUAACAGCAAGCAGCAGGAACAGGGCCAUGAUUGUGGUGAUUAGUAGGAACUUUGGUAAGUUCCUCAAGAUGAGGGUUCAAGUUGAGGGUGGGGUUCCAGAAGAGGGUGGACUGACACACCGAGAGACAUGAAGAAUGCAGAAGAAACAAUGCCGGCUUGUGUUUACGGACUGCCUCACACACGUCAGGACCCACGCUCGAGUUUUCUCCAACAUUCACAUAGGUACAUUCCACAUCCGUGACGUGUGCCGUGCCUGGAUCACCUUCGCUUAUUUAAUGAUUGACUGA
Lutra lutra (Eurasian river otter) is the source of this 2654-nucleotide messenger RNA. Its product is annotated as T-cell-interacting, activating receptor on myeloid cells protein 1-like. The record is from RefSeq and is a predicted model, not a curated record. The coding region runs from base 62 to 793 and encodes 243 amino acids. The transcript has 6 exons. Gene Ontology annotation, cellular component: plasma membrane. NCBI's taxonomy places the organism in Eukaryota, Metazoa, Chordata, Mammalia, Carnivora, Mustelidae.